CGGAGUCUCGGAAUCAGUCUGCUUUUGUGUCGCCUUGUGGCAGGUCGCAGGUCGCAGGUCGCAGGUCGCAGCAUUUUGUGGCAGCAGGCAAAGGCGAAAAGGCUUCGACACGAAAAACACGCAUACGCCCCGUUGUGCAAGUGCGCGAGUGCAAAGUGCGAAAGGCGAACUUUCCGUUGGCGAUUUGAUUUCGAAAAGUGCGCUAAAAGGAAAAGGCGUUGCCUCUGCCCCAGAAGCCGAGAAGAGCUCCUGCGUUUUUGUUUUUGGAAGUCAAGGUUUGGCCACGGAUGCGGAAUGCGGCCAAGCCAUAAAUUGUAAUUAAACAAGGCCAACUAGAGACAGCGAAGCGAAACUUUUCUGGCCAACGAGCCAAAAACACGACGAUUUCUUUUAUUUAUUGGUAGUGCAGGGUUGUUUGCUCUUCAUUGAAACAACAAAAUGCCAGCAGGACGAGUGGCUGGCAAAGCCGGCUACUCAAAUCACUAUUACAAUGGUCGCUCCUAUGUGGGCAUCAACGAGGAGAUCAUGUGGGUGAGUAUCGGGAUGGGCGUGACCAUCGCCCUCCUGAUCACGAUCGCCCUGUGCUACAUAGCCCGGGAGAAGUGCCAGAAGCGGCAGAGGGAGUACUACGUGACGGCAUAGUUGUUGUAUGCGGCCU
Drosophila ananassae is the source of this 658-nucleotide messenger RNA. RefSeq lists its product as uncharacterized. The transcript is spliced from 3 exons. The record is from RefSeq and is a predicted model, not a curated record. The coding region runs from base 439 to 642 and encodes 67 amino acids. Lineage: Eukaryota; Metazoa; Arthropoda; Insecta; Diptera; Drosophilidae.